This is a messenger RNA of Camellia sinensis, 824 nucleotides long. The record is from RefSeq and is a predicted model, not a curated record. Lineage: Eukaryota; Viridiplantae; Streptophyta; Magnoliopsida; Ericales; Theaceae.
CAUCAAAGAUUUUCCUUACAACCAACCAUGGCUGGAUUGCCAAUUGGCUCAAUUGUUUUGGUUGGUGGGGUGGCAUUGCUUGGCUUUGUCUUGUGGAAGAAAAGAAUAGCACAAGAAGAAGAUGAGGAGUUUGCCCUUGAUAUGUCCAUAGACAAUGCGUUUGAGGCAGGUACUGGGUUGAAGAAGUUUUCAUAUGGUGAAUUGUUUUGUGCAACAAAUAACUUCGCGGAGGAACCAAAGCUUGGAGAGGGAGGAUUUGAUGGGGUUUAUAGAGGGUUUUUGAGGGAAUCCAAUUCCUAUGUUGUUGUGAAGAGGAUAUCAAAGGGAUCAAAACAGGGAAGAAAGGAGUACACAUCAGAAGUGAAGAUCCUUAGUCGGUUGAGGCAUAGAAAUUUUCUACAACUAGUUGGUUGGUGUGAUAACAAAAGAGAACUCUUACUUAUUUAUGAGUUCAUGGAAAAUCGAAGCUUAGAUUACCAUCUCUUCAAAGAAAAAAGUUUGUUGACAUGGGCAAUAAGGCACAAAAUUGCUCAAGGUUUGGCCUCGGCAUUGCUUUAUCUCCAUGAAGAAAGGAAGCAAUGUGUGGCGUACAGGGAUGUCAAACCAAGCAAUGUCUUGUUGGAUUCAAAUUUCAAUGCUAAACUCGUGGAUUUCGGGUUAGCCAGACUUGUUGGCCAUGGAAAAGAGUUACAAACAAUAGUUUUGGCAGGGACUAUGGGUUACAUUGCACCGGAAUGCCUCAUGACAAGCAAAUGAAGUAAAGAAUUAGAUGUUUAUAGUUUUGGAGUUGCGUUAUUGGAAAUUGCUUGUGGAAGAAAACCCAU